Molecule: messenger RNA, 1788 nt
Organism: Exophiala spinifera
Lineage: Eukaryota; Fungi; Ascomycota; Eurotiomycetes; Chaetothyriales; Herpotrichiellaceae
Exons: 3
Coding region: 1-1788 (595 amino acids)
Molecular function (GO): catalytic activity
Source: RefSeq, a predicted model, not a curated record
AUGCCGAAUCAGGCAGUUUUCGCGAAUGCCUACAACCGGCCUCAAUCUCGAGAAUCACGACAAGUCCCUUACCAGAAUGACGCUGGAAGCAAUCCUGUACUCCGGGGGUUACCUCUGGCGGUCAUAUCUUCUAUCAUCGGGUCGUCCUCUUACAUCCAGAAUAUCUUUUGGAAAUUAAAUCGUUUCGACAAGCUCAAAGACAUCAAGCAUCUCCACAACUACGAACCCCGACAUGAUCCCACGGUCGUACCUCUUUCGUCCGCUUCUGCAGAGCCACCUUCCCUGACAAGCCUGCCUUCACCAGCCCCUCGAGCCGCAGUCAACAACUACUACACGUGCGCCGAUUAUCAUGAACUAUAUACCUCUGGCAAGCUCACGCCGUCAGCUGUCAUUGAAGCUCUCCUGCCACUGAUCCGACGAGAUGUCACACCGGCUGGACAGUACUCUGUUGGGUUUAUAGACACCAAGGUCGAACUCGUUCAAGCUGCUGCAAGAGCCUCCUCCGAAAGAUAUCGGCUCGGGAAACCGUUGAGCGUUUUGGAUGGUGUGCCAGUCGCAGUGAAAGAUGAGGUGGACUUGACGGGCUACAAGAAGACCCUGGGCAGUAAGCUGGACUUUACAGACCCCAAAGAUCGCACGGCCUGGUGUGUAGAGAAAUGGCAAGAAGCUGGAGCCAUCUUGAUUGGCAAAACAUCCAUGCACGAGGUCGGUCUGGACACCACCGGAAACAACCAGACCUGGGGCACUCCCUUGAACCCUCACAACAAUGACUACUAUACUGGCGGUAGCUCUAGCGGUUCUGCCUUUGUAGUCGCCUCGGGUAUUGCGCCCAUCACCCUGGGUGUAGAUGGCGGUGGUUCGAUUCGUCUCCCCUCUGCUUUCUGUGGCAUCUACGGUCUGAAAACGUCCCAUGGUCGCGUGUCGUCCCGUGUUGAUCAUGAAUUCAACGAGACCGUCGUAGUGGCAGGACCCAUGGCCAGCAGCAUUGACGACCUCGCACUCGCCUACCGCAUCAUGGCACAGCCGGAUCCCCUUUCCAAUCGGGGCUCAAAGUUCCCUAAUCCCCUUUUACCAUCUUCGCAGACCUCCCAGUUGCUCACAGGGAAGAGAUAUCUCGGUAUUGAUCGAGCGUGGGUGAAUCGCUCUGACAAAGCCGUGCUUGACAUGUUCAGUACCGCUGUUGACCACUACGUUAAAACCCAGGGAUACGAAGUUGUCGAGAUUAGUAUCCCCUUGCUCCCACAAGGCCAGAAAGCCCACGCGUUGACUAUUCUUUCGGAGUCUCGGAGCCGCUUCUCGCCCCAGCAGAUCAAGAAACUCUCGUGGCACAAUCAACUGCUUCUAAAUGUCGCUGGGAGCCAUGCUACAGCACAGGACUUUCUCUUCGCGCAGCGUCUACGCAACCUCCAGAUGUGCCACUUGGCCUGGUUGUGGGAGGAAUACCCGGGCAUGCUGGUGCUCUCGCCUACAACACCCUGCGCCGGAUGGAAGAUCGGGAAACCCAGUGACCUCACUAACGGGUAUGGUGUGAGCGACGGUGACAUGAGUUUGAGGAGUAUGGAAUAUGUCUAUCUGGCCAAUUUCGUGGGAUGUCCUGCGAUUUCGUUUCCCAUGGGAUACACUGACAACAAUGUCCCCGUUGGUCUUAUGGCUAUGGGAGAAUGGGGCAGCGAGGAACAGCUGAUCUCGUUCGGUAAAGAGGGCGAAGGUCUGCUUGAAGGUGGCAUUCGACGGCCUCGGGGUGACAAGAUGUGGGUUGAUGUUUUGGCCGCAACCAAGGCUGCCUGA